Messenger RNA from Hydatigera taeniaeformis, 1773 nucleotides. The record is from the annotation of a GenBank genome assembly. NCBI's taxonomy places the organism in Eukaryota, Metazoa, Platyhelminthes, Cestoda, Cyclophyllidea, Taeniidae.
AUGGACAUCUGCCUGAUGGCAUACGCAUGGACAGACGACUAUGCAACUGACCACCCCGCUAGUUGUCAUCACUCGGAUGUUGCGGCGUCGUGGGUGGCCCUGUGCUGUCAAACUGACGCUGUCGCCUUACACCACCAAUCUAUCCCGCAACAGGAUUUGGAUACGGCUCACGAUUGUCCCACUGCCUGCACAUGCUCUCAUCUCGCCAAUCGUGUGCAAAGAUCGACUGACGACGUAAUCACCUUCACAGCUCUGCGUCAUGGCGUUGCAGAGAUCGUGGAACCAAGUCUCAAGGUCACUUGCACCAAUGCUGAUCUGACUUCUGUACCGGCUUCAAUCCCCGAUGAUACAAAAGAACUAUAUUUGGAUCACAAUUCAAUAGAAGAGGUGACGCACGAAAAUUUUGCGCACUUAAGGAAAUUGGAGGUUCUGAGUUUCGAUGAUAAUCCAUUCAAUUGCGGUCCUCAUAUGUCCUGGUUGAGCAAUUGGCUGCGACGCAACCAAGCCAUUGUGAUGGCUUCACCCUCUCUUCCUGCCUGUGACAGUCCUGCCCAUCUCAAGGGGUCCCCUCUGGUCAGUCUCGCUGAAGAAGAUUUUUACACUUCCGAUGAGACCUCAUCAAAAGCGCCCGACGAUAAAGACUUCUGCUCCACUGAAGACAUUGAGGUAGAGUCUCACUGUCCUGAUUCAUGCAUGUGCAAGAACCAACGAGUUGAUUGUUCAGGAAAGGCCCUGCGAGAAAUCCCCAAAGGCUUACCACCCGAAACGCGGGAUUUAUUCUUGGAGCAUAACGAGAUAAGAUCGAUUGAUUCUGAACGUCUUCGACGUCUGAAGAGUCUGGAGACACUGGCAAUUGGUCAAAAUCCUCUCCACUGUGACUGCAAUUUGCGCUGGCUGCAUGCCUUCUUUCGACUCAAGUAUUUGGACAAUGGGGUUUCGAUUUGUGCCAGUCCCGAGCACAUGAAAUUUAAGUCAAUAUUUCACUCAAAUUUAAAGGAUUUUUCAUGUUCUGUGGAGGCACCUGAUAUUAUAGCCAAAUGCAAUCCCUGCGUCACCAAUCCUUGCCUAAAUGGAGGUAGAUGCGAAGCAAUUAGCGGAGUGGAAUUCAAGUGUACCUGUGAGAUGCCGUUUUAUGGAGAUCGGUGUGAGAAGAAAGUGGAUGCCUGUUUCGAGAAACCGUGCAAAAAUGGCGGCACUUGUGAAGUGACUGAUGAUCUUGGUCACUACAGAUGUGAAUGCGCAGCAGGAUUUACGGGUUUGGAUUGCGAAGAAAACGUGGAUGACUGCAAAAAUGUUGAAUGUGAAAAUGGCGGUGUUUGUGUCGACGGUGUCAACAGCUAUACUUGCGAAUGCGCUUCCGGAUUUCGAGGCAAGCAUUGCGAACACAAGAUCCGGUAUUGUGUUGAUGAAAAUCCCUGUCAAAACGAUGGAGUCUGUGUGUCGGAAAAACCAACUGGCUUCAAGUGUAUAUGUCCUGAGGGGUGGGGUGGGAACGACUGCUCGAAGAAUUUAGAUGAUUGUGAGUACAAUAAGUGUCAGAAUGGUGGCGUAUGCAUCGACCAAGUUGGUGAUUACGCUUGCGACUGCCCGUAUGGCUUUACAGGUGAGUAUUGCGAAGCUCCAAUGUCUUCUCAGACAAUUGAUGUAAAGACCUCGGGAUCAUUCGGUUGUGUAUACAAUCGGUGCCUGAAUGGAGCGACCUGCCAGCCUGAUAUGUCGCCAAUGGGCUAUCGCUGUCAAUGCCCUCCUGACAUUAUACACAAAAUUUUGUAA